AUGACAAUUAACCAAGGAGCAAGCAAUUUGCGACGCAUUCUCGCGGAUCCCAAUGGCUUCGUCACAGCCCCCGGGGUGUACGACGGCAUGUCAGCACGACUGGCACUUGCCGCCGGCUUUGACGCCCUGUAUAUGACCGGAGCAGGCACCGCAGCCUCUGUCCACGGACAUGCAGAUCUGGGAAUCUGCACGCUAAACGACAUGCGCAGCAAUGCCGAAAUGCUAGCAAACCUCUCCCCAUCCACCCCUCUAAUCGCCGACGCCGACACAGGCUACGGCGGCCCGAUCAUGGUCUCCAGAACAACAGAACAAUACGCCCGCUCAGGCGUAGCAGCCUUCCACAUCGAAGACCAAGUGCAAACUAAACGCUGCGGCCACCUCUCCGGCAAACUCCUCGUCGACACAGCAACAUACACAACCCGGAUCCGAGCAGCCGUUCAAGCCCGCCAGCGAAUCGGUAGUGAUAUCGUGAUCAUUGCGCGCACUGACGCAUUGCUGGGACACGGGUACGAGGAGAGUCUAGCAAGACUUCGAGCUGCGCGCGACGCGGGGGCGGACGUCGGAUUCCUCGAGGGGAUUUCUUCGCGGGAGAUGGCUGCGCAGGCGGUGCGGGAUCUUGCGCCUUGGCCUUUGUUGCUUAAUAUGGUUGAGCAUGGGUCUACGCCUUCGAUUUCGGCAAAGGAGGCGCGGGAGCUAGGGUUCCGUAUUAUCAUCUUUCCAUUUGCGACACUUGGGCCGGCGCUUGUGGCUAUGCGGGAGGGGUUGGAGAAGUUGAAGAGGGAUGGGUUGCCGGGAUUGGAUAAAGAGAUUACGCCGCAGAUGCUGUUUAGGGUGUGUGGGCUUGAUGAAAGUGUCAAGCUGGAUGCAGAGGCGGGUGGAAACGCGUUUGAGGGGGGUGUGGAUUUGCGGGAGACCUGA
Penicillium odoratum is the source of this 918-nucleotide messenger RNA. RefSeq names its product isocitrate lyase/PEP mutase family protein. Gene Ontology annotation, molecular function: catalytic activity. The transcript is spliced from 2 exons. The coding region runs from base 1 to 918 and encodes 305 amino acids. Lineage: Eukaryota; Fungi; Ascomycota; Eurotiomycetes; Eurotiales; Aspergillaceae. The record is from RefSeq and is a predicted model, not a curated record.